Messenger RNA from Scheffersomyces stipitis CBS 6054, 333 nucleotides. RefSeq names its product Dad1p. Gene Ontology annotation, cellular component: DASH complex; spindle microtubule; mitotic spindle pole body. The record is from RefSeq and is a predicted model, not a curated record. The transcript has a single exon. The coding region runs from base 1 to 333 and encodes 110 amino acids. NCBI's taxonomy places the organism in Eukaryota, Fungi, Ascomycota, Pichiomycetes, Serinales, Debaryomycetaceae.
AUGUCAGGUAAAGCAUCGUCUACGCCGCCGCCGGCAGCUGUAUCAGGCACUUCAGGGAUUUCACACUCGAAUUUCGAAAAGCAGCGAGAUUUGCUCAUCCAGGAAAUCUCCAACAACAUCGACACUGUAGUGUAUAAUCUCGAUAUCUUGAACAGAUCUCUCAACGAAUCGAUCCAAGUCGGAAAAGAGUUUGACGACGUGGGCCGUUUAUGGUCGAAUUUCUACGAUGGAAUGAACCAAUUGAAACAGAAGAAGUUGGAAGAACAGAACAAAACAACCGAGGAGCAAACAGCAGGUCCUGAAAGCAUCCACAGUAGUGAUGAAGAGAGUUGA